This is a messenger RNA of Brassicogethes aeneus, 3153 nucleotides long. The record is from the annotation of a GenBank genome assembly. NCBI's taxonomy places the organism in Eukaryota, Metazoa, Arthropoda, Insecta, Coleoptera, Nitidulidae.
UUUUUUUCUGUAUAUUCGGGGGAAGUCCCUAAAUCGCACAGGAAUGUAAUUUUAGCCGAUUUCAGUGUUCAUUAAAGUUUAUUUAUUUAUAUGUACCUAUGUAGUGAGUGUACAAUAAUUACCAUAGAGAUUUUGGACCUACUAUUUCUACUAAAUUUUGUUUUUUAUUUCUUUGUGAAAAAAAAACACAAUGAACAAAACUAAAUCGAAAUCGAAAAGGCAAAAAAGAAAACAAAAAGUCUUAAGAGAUAGAGAGUAUGAGAAUAUAUUGGAAAAAUCUGAUAAAUGUCUAAAUAAAAUACCACAAAAGAGGUUUUUUUCACACGAAAUACCACCUCAAUAUAGAGAACGAGUACAGCUUCUGAAUCAGCACAUACAACAUUCACUUGCACACUACUAUAAGCAUGGAAAAAAUUAUUUCGAACCACUCAUUAAACUCCUCUUUGACUUUCCAAUUAGUCAAGAACGCUUCAAAACAAUUAUAACCAUCAGUAUUACCACAACAAACUCUGACCCAUAUAAACCGCAAGAAAAGUUAGAUAUAAUGUAUUUUUUAAAGCACUUAAACAGCACCGCCCAUGGAAUUUUUCGCGAAGACAAAGAUGUUUCUGUAAACAUUUUAUUGAACAUGCUAAGGCCAAAAGAGUUUUUUAAUAAAGAAUCUUCACAAAAACAUGAUAAAUCUUCAGGGAUUGUCAAAAAAAAUACUCCUUUAAAAACAGAUUUGAAGAAAGAACAAGAAAGGCCAGGUAACAAAAUAAAUGAAGAAAACACUUUACCAUCAAUAUCGAAAAUUGUUGAAAAUAACAAAAAUAAAUUAAACAAAAUAGGCAAUGAAAAUAAAAAAAUCAAAUUAUUAGAUUAUUUGGAAAACCUUUUCGAAUCUGGUAGAUUAGACAGUGAUAUAAAAAAAAUGUUAGGUGACCAAAGAAAUAAAUCUACAGAAGUUUCUAAAGAAAGUACACCCAGGGGAUUAAAUUCUCGGAAAAAUGAACAUCAAGGGUCCAUACAAACAAAUCAAAACGACGAUGAAAAAAAAGAAGGUGAGUGGAAAGAGGUUACCAAAAAAGACAAGAUUUGUAACAAAGUGGGAAAACGUUUUGAAGAAUUUAAAAUAAACGAUAACAAUAAAAAUAUUAAAGAACUUGAGGCAGGUAACAAAACGAAUAAAGCAAAAACUUUGUCAUCAAAAUCAAAAAGAAUGGCAACAAAAAUUGAAGGAAAUAACAAAAAUAAAUCCUCUGAAAUGGUACCAAAAAAAGAAAACAAAAUAGACAAUUUAAAUAAUGAAAACAAAACAUCAGGAUAUUUGGAAAACCUUUGUGAAUUUGGUUCAUUUGACAGUGAUUUAAAAAAAAUGUUAAAUAUCCAAAUAGACAAAUCUAUAGAAAUAUCAAAAGAAAGUACACAAUCUCAGAAAAAUGAACAUCAAGGGUCCAUAGAAACAAAUGAAAACGACGAUGAAAAAAAAGAAGGCGAGUGGAAAGAGGUUACCAAAAAAGACAAGAUUUGUAACAAAAUGGGAAAAUAUUUUGCAGAAUUUAAAUUAAACGAUUACAAUAAAAAUAUUAAAGACUUUGAGGCAGGUAACAAAACAAAUGAAACAAAAACUUUGUUAUCAAAAUCAAAAAAAAUGGGAACAAAAAUUGUAGGAAAUAACAAAAAUAAAUCCUCUGCAAUGGGACCAAAAAAAGAAAACAAAAUGGACAAUAUAAAUAAUGAAAACAAAACAUCAGAAUAUUUGGAAAACCUUAGUGAAUUUGGUUCAUUUGACAGUAAUUUAAGAAAAGUGUUAAAUAUCCAAACAGACAAAUCUGUAGAAAUAUCAAAAGAAAGUACACAAUCUCAGAAAAAUGAACAUCAAGGGUCCAUAGAAACAAAUGAAAACGACGAUGAAAAAAAAGAAGGAGAGUGGAAAGAGGUUACCAAAAAAGACAAGAUUUGUAACAAAGUGGGAAAAAGUUUUGCAGAAUUUAAAAUAAACGAUAACAAUAAAAAUAUUAAAGACUUUGAGGGAGGUAACAAAAUAAAUGAAACAAAAACUUUGUUAUCAAAAUCAAAAAAAAUGGGAACAAAAAUUGUAGGAAAUAACAAAAAUAAAUCCUCUGCAAUGGUAGCAAAAAAAGAAAACAAAAUGGACAAUAUGAAUAAUGAAAACAAAACAUCAGAAUAUUUGGAAAACCUUUGUGAAUUUGGUUCAUUUGACAGUGAUUUAAAAAAAAUGUUAAAUAUCCAAACAGACAAAUCUACAGAAAUAUCAAAAGAAAGUACAGAAUAUCAGAAAAAUGAACAUCAAGGGUCCAUAGAAACAAAUGAAAACGACGAUGAAAAAAAAGAAGGCGAGUGGAAAGAGGUUACAAAAAGAGGCAAGAUUUAUAACAAAAUGAAUAAACGUUUUGCAGAAUUUAAAAUAAACGAUUACAAUGAAAAUAUUGAAGACUUUGAGGCAGGUAACAAAAUAAAUAAACCAACAAAGAACAAAAAUAAAUCCGCUGCAAUAGUACCCAAAAAAGAAAACAAAGAAGACAAUAAAAAUAAUGGGAAAAAAUCAUCAGAAUAUUUGGAAAACCAUUUUGAAUUUGGUACAUUUGACAGCGAUUUUAAAAAAAUGUUAAAUAUUCAAACAGAAAUAUCAAAAGAAUCUCAGAAAAAUGAAAAUCGAGGGUCCAUAGAAACAAAUGAAAAUGGCGAUGAAAAAGAUGAAGGUGAGUGGAAAAAGGUUACAAAAAAAGACAAAAUUUGUAACCGAAUAUUCAAAAUAAAGGACCACAAUGAAAAUAUUAGAGACUUUGAUAGUGACUCCGAUCAAACCACCAAAAGUGAAAAAACAAAAUCUAAAAAAAAACGAAAAAAAGCAUCUAAACAAAAUGAUUAUUUUGUUAAAAAUGCAAAUGACAAUCAAAAGUCAAAGAAUACAAAUGAAAAUGAGGAAGGCGAGCGUAAAAAUAUUAAAGAAAAUUUUAAUGAAAAUAUCAACUUUGCGGACCUAGAAUUGCCAAUGAAAAUUCACGGAAUUGGCAGUUUUUAUGAGAGUGAUAACUUCAGUGAAGAUGGUUUUAGCGAUUUUGACGAUGAUUACUAUAAAUAUUUACCGCCCCCCAUUAAAAUCAACCCCGAAGACGUGGUUGUAAUUAUAGCCCGUUUAAAUUAGAA